CCAGGGCCCAAGAAGGUGUGCUUUGCAUUAUCCCGAUCCAGCAAUCAGAUCACCCUAGCAGCUCGGUCAAUUCCACAUUCCCAAUAGUGCGGGUGGUUGAUCGCGCGCCAUGAAUCCUGGUCUAGCGCAGAUCGGGCAAGCGAUCAGCGAUCUUCGACUAUCUUCGACUCAGGGAUCAAGCCGGCCGCUCGCUCCGCCAUUCAGCUACUCAGCACUUGUGCCCAACAGGCAGUGAUCGACAUCUUCGGGUGGUGAUGUUAGGUUUGUGAAGAGGAACCCGACUGCCCUAGGUGAAGUGUCUUUCGCAUCGCCGCGAAUCGCCUUGGUAGUGGGCAACCCAGGAAAAUUCAAAUAGGAGGUCCAGUCCCCCUCCCCCCUCCUCCCAAGCUGAAGGGUCCAUCCCAGUCCAGCAAGCAUCAGAAACCUUGGCUUCGGACAGAAUCAUGCUGGCCCAAGCUCUCAAGAAGUCGCUCGUGGUCGCCGCGCUGGGGCUGAGCGCCGUCCUCCCCACGGCGCUGGCGCAGCAGUCGGCCAACGCCAGCACGCUGGUGAGCCGGCGACUGACCGAGUACCUGCUGCCGGUGGCGACGGAGACGCACGAGUUCGCGCGCGUGCCGAACACGAACUUCGUGCUGCUGUCGCAGAUGUCGGACAGCGCGCUGAUCAAGAUCGAGCUCGACCCCGCCACGGAGGAGCCGAUCGCGUGGCAGUCGUUUCCGAUGGGACGCAACCGCAGCUCGCAGCUGCACGGCGUGUGGCCGUCGACGCUGUACCCGGGGCUGAUGUGGCUGACGCUGCAGGCGGAGAACCAGCUGCUGCUGGUGGACCCCGGCCGCACGCUGGCGAGCAAGCCGGUGGUGGUGCGCACCCUCGACAUCCCCGUCCCCGGCAACGGGCCGCACUGCGUCUUCGAGAUCGGGAACCGCGUGUGGGCCGGUCUGAAGGUCGCCUCGCCGCAGACGGGCCAGUACUACGUCUUCUCGGCCGAUGUCUCGCACCUGAACGCCACGGCCGUCGCCACCGUCCGGGACCCGAAGCUGUACCCCUGCCUCAACAGCCCCGUCUUCAUCAAGGAGGAGCCCGCCACCGGCCUGAUCUACGUGACCCAGGACACCGACUCGUCCAUCAUGCGCAUCAACGCCACCAGCGGCGAGACGGCGCAGCUGGCCAUCCCGCCCGCCGUCGGCAACAACGCCGUGGGGAUGGUCGCCAUCGCCACGGGCCCGUUGCGCGGCGUGUGGUUCACGCUGGCCGGCAACGCCACCGGCGGCACGGGCACCUUCGGGCACAUCGGCGCCGAUGGCGCCAUGGCCUUCUUCAAGCUGCAGCACCCCUUGCUCGGCACCAACGCGGGCCUGCUGCACAUCGCGGAUGCGUCGUCGUCGUCGUCGACCGAGGCCGGCGGCGGCGGGCCCGCCCUGUGGCUGCUGUCCACCUCCCUGCUGAGCAGCAACUCGCCGGACGCGCUGAUCCGCGUGACCUUCGACGCCAACCUCACCGCCGUCGCCGACGAGGAGUACGUCUCCAUGCCCACCCAGAACGCCAUGGUCCACCGCGUGCUGCCCCUCGACACCACCGUCCUGGUCUCCGAGCUCCACACCUUCACCCUCGCCCAGCUCGCCUACGUCCAUACCGUCGCCGGCCAGUGGCUGCCCGCCGAGGCGGUCACCAACACCACCGUCUACACUCAGGCCGGUUGAUUCGAGAGGGGGAGGGGGGGGGUUCCUCUCCUCCUGGACUACCGGAUGCAAUCGGUGGACAUGCCUGCCUUCCGGGCAUAAUAGAUAUACACUCUUGGUUUAUAAUUCUAAUCGAAUAUGAUACAUACAUUACUUGGACCACAAUCCCUCUACGCAUUGGAUGAUGGGCAAGCGGUGAGGAAGCUGGCUACUGAAACACGCACCUUUGAGAUUUGCCUGGUAGGAUGCGCUGAAUACUAUUGUAGGGGUUUUGCCUGAUCUUGUACCUUUUAGGGGGGGGUCUUCCAUCCUCAUCGGGUGGGGGAAUGAUGUGUAUACUUAUACAUACC
Aspergillus japonicus CBS 114.51 is the source of this 2029-nucleotide messenger RNA. RefSeq lists its product as uncharacterized. Gene Ontology annotation, molecular function: protein binding. The transcript has a single exon. The record is from RefSeq and is a predicted model, not a curated record. Bases 444 to 1700 code for a protein of 418 amino acids. NCBI's taxonomy places the organism in Eukaryota, Fungi, Ascomycota, Eurotiomycetes, Eurotiales, Aspergillaceae.